AACCACAACCUCACUUCUGCGGAUCACAUUUCGGCAAACAUAACCACACUUCGAGACACGCAGCUUUCACACACUUACACAUCGCAAAUUCAUCGGACGUCGGGGCCUGCCUUCGAAACUGUACUGCGAUAAUGCUACCAAUUUCUGUGGUGCAGCAAGGAAAAUGGACGAAUUCAAGCAACAGUUUUUCAGUACAGAGGUCAUCGACGAUCUUCACUCCUUCAGUGCGGUUAAAGGAUUUGACUUUAACUUCAUUCCGCCUCGAGCCCCACAUUUCGGGGGGCUCUGGGAAGCCGCUGUGAAGUCAGCCAAAACCCUUUUACUGAAGAACAUAUCGGAGGCCAAUCUCACAUACGAAGAGCUUGAGACAACGUUUGCUGAAAUAGAGGCAAUUCUCAAUUCCAGGCCAAUUGCCCCUCAAUCAGAUGAUCCUAACGACGGAAUCGCUCUAACGCCAGCUCAUUUUCUGGUUGGUUCAUCACUGUUGGCUGCUCCAGACGAGCGCAUCUUCAAACCACAGUCCACCGCCCAGCUAAGUUAUCUGGAUCGAUGGCAAAGGGUAACGUUUCUCAAGCAGCAGUUCUGGAGUAUGUGGCAGCGGGAUUACAUACACACCCUACAGCGUCGAGGAAAAUGGAAUACUCAACAAGCAAACAUCAAACCGGGCCAACUUGUCAUCAUACAUGAGGAUAACACACCACCACAACAUUGGAUUCUCGCUCGCGUCGUUUCCGCAAUCCCAGGAAAGGACGGGAAGGUUCGAGUUGUGGAUCUACAAACUUCAAAGAACGUGCUGCAACGCCCAAUUCAUAAAAUUGCUCCUCUUCCAAUGGAAUAGUUGAAAGAUCAUAGAUCCUGCAACGGGGGGAGUAUGUUUGGGGAACACCCUGUUCUUUUGGUUUGUGAAUAGACUAAGGUUGAAAUCUGAAGUUAACGUCAUUUUAAGUAAAAAUGUUAGUAUUUAAUAUGAACGCCGCGGUCCAGAGAAAGCUUACUAAGCGAUCUCUUUUUUUGUAAUAACGAUAUCUGGCCACUCUACUCGUGGAAAUAAAUUGGAAACAACGUGAAUUAUUGAAAACGCAA
Drosophila takahashii is the source of this 1083-nucleotide messenger RNA. RefSeq lists its product as uncharacterized. Lineage: Eukaryota; Metazoa; Arthropoda; Insecta; Diptera; Drosophilidae. Gene Ontology annotation, molecular function: nucleic acid binding. The record is from RefSeq and is a predicted model, not a curated record.